AUGACUGACAAAAGAAAUGCAGAUAUCCUGGAACCUCAUCAUGUUUGGUACUUUGUAACCUCUAAAAUUUGUUGUACACGUGCUUACUCACCCAAGCUUCGAAAGAGAUCUUUCCAGCAGCUGGGCCAAGCUAUGCGGCUUUCGAAGUGGGGAUACAGACUCUUGGUAACACCCAGAGCCUGGAGCUCCAAGUACUUCACCAUCUCAACAACAACCAGUCCAUUCGCAACAUGUACUGCUUUUGACCGUGAAUGGGUCUCAAACCUUCUGAACGGUUAUCUCAAUAUUUCAGACGAGUGGAUCGUCUAUGACGAGGCUUUCACUCUCGAGCCUAAGACGCCGCAGACCUCACAGCACUGUUUACAUCAGCUUGCAGGUGCUGUGUUGUUAGGUACUGAGAGUAGAGCAAGAGAUAGGUAUAGCGGGAAUAGUAGCGCUGGACUUACAGGCACGAAAAUUGAAGAGAGAACGGGAAGUCUCUUGGGGACGUACCUGGGUUCUUAA
This is a messenger RNA of Botrytis byssoidea, 504 nucleotides long. RefSeq lists its product as uncharacterized. Lineage: Eukaryota; Fungi; Ascomycota; Leotiomycetes; Helotiales; Sclerotiniaceae. The record is from RefSeq and is a predicted model, not a curated record. The coding region runs from base 1 to 504 and encodes 167 amino acids. The transcript has 2 exons.